Molecule: messenger RNA, 471 nt
Organism: Aureobasidium vineae
Lineage: Eukaryota; Fungi; Ascomycota; Dothideomycetes; Dothideales; Saccotheciaceae
Source: the annotation of a GenBank genome assembly
AUGUACACAUUUCGGACUCUUCUCACCGCUGCUGUAGCGCUGUCGAGUAGUGCUAUGGCUCUCCCUCGUCAAAAGCCUCUGGCCGAGAGCGAACCCUGGCACCUCCUUGGCUUGUCCGUCUUUACGGCUUCCACUGGCUCCUCCAACAAUUCCAUCUCUUUCGACUUGGUCGACAACAAUGCUGGACUACAAGCAAGCACCGCUUGCUCGCGCUCCGUUCCGGGCUCUGUAGAAGAUGCGAAUAACUUUUAUCCUUGCGACAAUAACAGUUUCAGUUUCAGAUGGGAUGGCACCACUCUACGUAUGCAGAGGACUUACAAAGAUACGGCUGUUGGACCGUGUCCUCUGUAUUGCUCUGUCACGGCCUAUGGCAGUGGGACACCCAAUCUCACCGUCAACUACGUCGCCGAAGACGGACAGGCCACCUAUCAAGAUUCUCUCGACAUUGCUGUGACCGAGAUGAUUGCCUGA